GAUCGAAUUAACCCGAUUAUAUUUUCCGAAAAGUAUUUUAUGUGGUUGUUGGUUAUUUGCAGCAAAAAUAGAUUGAGGUUUAUAAUUAUUCAAUGUAGUAAAUAAUAACUGCCUUACAGAGCACCUGCAGUUAUAAUAAAAAAUGAAGUACAAUGAUAGGGAGCUUAUUUCACUUGGUGAAAAUAAUGCAGAUUUAGAAGGAGUUAUGCAUCAUAUGAAGCCUAUAGGAAAUGACUGGUCGGAUUGGUAUCAACGCCCCUCAUUCAAAGAACGAUAUUUUAAGUUGAUACUAAACAUUUUAUUUUAUUACAGAGUUGCCGAAGAAGAACCGAUCGGUAUUUUAAUAUUGGAAAAUGCCCAAGUGUCUUAUGAAAAACCUCAUAGAGGAAUACCAUUUGCUUUCUCAAUUACAUUCAAAGUCAACGACAAACAUCGUGAUGACGAAGCAAAACAUAUAUUUUCAUGUAGAUGUGAAAAAGAUGUUGCUACAUGGGUCAUAGCACUUAAAAGGGCUUCAUAUGAAUACUGGCGUUCUCAGUACAUUAUUUUGAAGACCAAACUUAGUAUGAAAAUAGGUGAAGACCCCGUGUUAGAGUACAUUAAAAGUAAAAAUUGUAUUGUGACACAUAGUGAAGUUAAAAAAACAAACAAAAAAACAUCAAAGUCUACAUUUUAUAGUAAUAUUGAUAUAAUUAGUACAUGUGAAGAAACUAGAAGUUACUCUGAUAUCAAGAAAACAAGUGGAACAAGUAGAGACAUUGAUGUAGAUAAUUUAAUAACAUUUGAAGGGUGAGUUCCGCACUAAAUAUUUUUUAUCUAUACCUUCAAAUAUUUUUGUGUAUAUUAAACAUUUAUUUUCAGUGCAUUAUGUUAAACAAUUGGUAUGUUUUCAAAGUAGUGGUUAUAUGAUAUGACUAAAUUUAUUUACAUAUUUUUGCACUGAUUUAUGAACAUACAAAGAAAAUGAAUACCAAAAAAUAAUACUUUUAAAUUAAAAUUUUGUGUCAGUCAUGCACUGCUAUGUAAACAUAUUUAUAGAAUGCAUUGAAACAAUGUAUUUAUAAGUGGUAUAUUGUUGAUGUUAACACUGAUAACAGUUGUGUUAUUUAUUGUCGAUGAUACUUUUUAAAACCAUAUUGUGGCAAUGAAAUAGCAAAUUUAUGGAAACAGCUAUUCUAUUUAACCCGGGAACGGUCGCUACUAUUUUCAUAAUCCGAUAGGUCGCCUGUUAGAUUUUAUCUAAGAAUUAGAGUUUGUCAUUAAUGUAAAAAAAAUAUAUUUUUAAUAAGUUUAUUUAUGAAUAUUAUUACAAAUUUAAAAAAAAAUAGUUAGCAAAAUAAAGUUAAAAAAUGGAUUAAGAAAGUUUCUUCACAGAAUAGGAAAUAUACUAAUACCUAUUUUUAAGAACAGCUUAAAAAUAUAGGUUUAAAAAAAUAUAAACUACAAAGAUUCUUCAGUAGAAUUAUUACCACAAUUCAAUGCAAAUAUAAGUAAUUGUUUGACUGUGUUCUUUGCAUACUGGAGAGACACAAGUUUCACACUGAUGUUGUUCCUUCUUAUGGGGCAAUAUCUACAUUUUACUUUUUGUUGAUUCUGCUGAUCUUGUAACGGAGCUACAGUCUGCGUUGGUCUUUUGCCAAUAAUGUUAGAUAUUUUUUGUCAAAGAGGAAUAGACAAGUUUGGAAUAGAAGAGCGCCUGAUUAGAUGAGGUAAUGCCAACUGUUUUGAGAGAUCUGAAAUAAAAAGUCUCCCUGCUUCUAUCUCACCCAUGUUAUGUUUCUGAAAUAUUUGGGAAUUUAUUGUAGCAAUAUUUAAUAGAGUAAAAAAACUAUUAGUGGCCAACAAUUACUAAUUCUGCUACGAAAUAUUUUGAAUUUAAUCAAUCUACAACAUCUACCCCACCUUUCAUGGAAUUAUAAAAUGUUAUAAUUUCUGGCUUGUUUGCUUGUGUGGUGGACGGAUCUAUUGAAUUAUCAUCAUGGAGAGUAGAUAGCAUCAGAAUGUUUUUAUUACUUUUUGGAAUAUACGACGCAAGAAUACAGUGAUUGUAAUUUUUCCCGUAAGCAAACAUAGUACUGCAUAAUGGACGAUUUAUUUACCUGAACAAACUCGGAUGGGAUCUCCCGCUUAUUCUUUUGCAGUCAGGCUGUGAUUUAGAAGUAAAUCGUUAGCAAGGGUAACUGGGGUGAAGUAAUUAUCCAUUGUAACGUUUCGUCCAGUCUUAUUAAUAGUAUAUAUCAAACAUUUCACUACGUUGGAAGCAACGUUUGACAACUUGUGUUGUCCCUCUAGUUGUUUUCUGGCAUAUAUUUCCAUAUUGUGCAUAUAAAACGUUCGUGCAUCUGCUAGACCCAGGGUGUCCAACUUGCAAGGCUCCAAGGGCCAAAACUAAAACCUUUGAUGUGGUUAUGGGCCAUAUAAUAAUUUUGUUAAAGUAAUAGCAAAAUAAUGUAAAGUAUAAAAAUAAUUAAAACAAAAAAAGAGUAUUAUUUCUUUUAUUGCUCAUUGAGUACGUUUUUGUAAAUGAAUGGAAAAUUUAUACAUAUUUUUUUGAGAGCUAAUAGAAACAUUGCAAUAAUAAUAAAAAGUUAUAUCUAAUGUGAAGAAUGAAGACUUCGUCCACCAAUGAGGAAAUGUCCACCUCCAGUUGUAGACAGUCUCAUGAGAUGACGUCUCCUUUCUUGUCUGGUGAUUAGGAACAUGUCAGCUUGAAGGUUACAUAACUCAAUUUGUAAGUCGGGUGGUUGAUCUUCAAUGAUUGCUCCAAGAGGAUUAUUAUAAAGCAAUAAACUGCUUUUGAGACUUUCGAUUUCUUCAAAUCUUGUAUUGAAUUCAUCAAUAACUUGUUGAAUUUAUGAACUGCAGCAUGAAAACUCAAUAUUUUCCUCACUAUUGAAUUCCUCUGCUAGUUGCAGACAGCUAGGGAAGUAUGUCAGCUUGUUUUUUUCCAAAGCAUGUUUAAACACGCUCAGCUUAUUCCGAAAUCCGUUUAUUUUUCCGAUUAAAUCUGAAACUGUCUGGUUUCUUCCUUGAAGACUCAAGUUUAAACUGUUAAGAUGAUUAGUCAGAUCUGUUAAAAAAGCUAACUGUCUUAAGAAUUCUGGAUCCUUAAGCUUUCUUUCCAGUUCAGUUGUGUCCGAUGAAACGUAUUCAUUGAGGAAUGCAGGAAUUUCUUUCCUUAUGGCAAAAAACCGUUCCAUGCACUUUCCUGCACUCAGCCACCUUACAUGGUUGUACAUUAGCAAGUCUCCAUACUCAGCCUCUGUUUCCACUAAAACUGCCUAAGUUUUCUGUGUAGAAGAGAUCAAUUUCCACGUCUAAUCUUAUUUAUAAUCUUACUCACGGUUUGAAAAACUUGAUUUUGCUUGACUGAUUUUCCACAUAAAGCUCCCUGAUGUAUAAUACAGUAAGACCCCGCUUAACUCUGUUUCAAAUACAUAUCCGAAAGAGUGUAUUUGUAUUUCUUGUUUGGUGCCGUAUAGUACAGACAUAUUUUUAUUAUUCGAAACAUUUGUUGAAAUUAUUGUAAGUAGGUAUUAAUUUACAUAUUUAAUACUAUAUUACAGUGUCAAAUAUUUUGAUCUUUAGUUUUUUACUAAGGGUGAUAAUGAAAAAGAAAAGAAAGCAACCAGAAAAAGCAUUUCACUCAAAACUAAAAUGGAAGUGAUUAGAAGAUUAGAUUAUGGUGAACGUCAAACUCUAAUUAGGGGUGUAAUGUUAGCUGUCCAAAAAUGCCGUAUGCGCGAGGUAAUAUUGUGGCUAAAGUAUUUAACCAAAUUAAAAAAAAAAACACUUGCAUAUUGCAGCCAAAACAAUGGCUCUACUCCGAAGCAAAGACCGAUUAACAAAAAACAAAAAAACAGAUUUACAAACCACCGCACAGUAUGUCUCAAAUAUGAGCGCGCACAUCACUGAAAUGUAAAAGAAUGUACAUAAAAACACUCUGCUUCGGAGUGAAUUGAAUCUUGAACUUUGCAGUCAUCAACUGAAAAACAUAAAA
This is a messenger RNA of Diorhabda carinulata, 4000 nucleotides long. Its product is annotated as pleckstrin homology domain-containing family J member 1-like. Gene Ontology annotation, biological process: endosome organization; retrograde transport, endosome to Golgi; receptor recycling. Gene Ontology annotation, cellular component: trans-Golgi network; recycling endosome; early endosome. Lineage: Eukaryota; Metazoa; Arthropoda; Insecta; Coleoptera; Chrysomelidae. The transcript has a single exon. The record is from RefSeq and is a predicted model, not a curated record. The coding region runs from base 143 to 793 and encodes 216 amino acids.